AUGAACUACCACAACCGGCUGAGCUUUGUGUUGCAGCUGCUGCUGAUCUUGCCACUGCUCUGUGUGGCAAAUACGAUCAAGGAGCGCAAUUUGUUUGCCACCGAACUCUUUCAGACCUUGGCCACCGAUCGUCAGGAGGAGAAUGUGAUCAUUUCGCCGGUAUCCGUGCAGCUGGCUUUGGGCCUGGCCUACUACGGGGCGGAGGGUAAGACGGCAACGGAGCUGCAGAAGACGUUGCAUGCCUCGGCGCAAGAGAGCAAAGAUGGGCUGGCCGAGAGCUACCACCGUCUGUUGCACUCAUACAUCAAGUCCAAGACGGUGCUGGAGAUCGCCAACAAGGUCUACACACGUGAGAAUCUCAAGGUGGCGCCACAUUUCCGCCAAGUGGCUGCAAAGUACUUUGACUCCGAAGUGGAAGCUCUCAACUUUGAGCAGGAAUCGCAAGCGGUGCAACAGAUCAACAACUGGGUGAAACAGAAGACGCAGCAGAAGAUUGAGCAUGUGGUGGACAAACUGGAGCCCGACACAAAUGUGGCACUCAUCAAUGCCAUCUACUUCAAGGCACGCUGGGCGCGACCCUUCAACGACGAGGACACCAAGGAUCGCGACUUCUGGCUAAGUGAGAGCCAAGCGGUUCAGGUGCCCACAAUGUUUGCCGACAAUUGGUAUUACUACGCCGACUAUCCGGAGCUGGAUGCCAAGGCCAUUGAGCUCUUCUUCGAGAACAUCAACAUGACCAUGUGGUUCAUUCUGCCCAACAAGCGCACGGGUCUCCAGCAGCUGGAGCAGCAGCUCAAGGGCGUCGACUUCAAGCUGCUCGAGGAGCGCUGGCAAUGGCAAAGUGUUGCCGUCUAUUUGCCCAAGUUCAAGUUCGAGUUUGACACCGAUCUGAAGCCCACACUGAACAAGCUGGGCAUCAAUGCCAUGUUCUCCACGGCAGCGGACUUUAGCAACAUCUUUGACGAUUCACCCAUUGGCACCCGCAUCACGAAGCUGCAGCACAAGACAUUCAUCGAUGUCAAUGAGAUUGGCUGCGAGGCAGCUGGCAUCAGUUACGCUGCUGGUGUACCCAUGUCUCUGCCCUUGGAUCCCAAGACCUUUGUGGCCGAUCAUCCGUUUGUCUUUAUCAUUCGCGAUCAGCACGCGGUCUAUUUCACAGGACACAUCGUCAAGUUCUAGACUAAGAAUCAUAAUCUAUACACAUUUCAUAUUAUAUUAUUAUAUUUUCAAUAACUUUAAUAAACUUCAAUUAAUAUUCUCAAA
This is a messenger RNA of Drosophila innubila, 1263 nucleotides long. Its product is annotated as serine protease inhibitor 42Dd. Gene Ontology annotation, molecular function: serine-type endopeptidase inhibitor activity. The record is from RefSeq and is a predicted model, not a curated record. The coding region runs from base 1 to 1179 and encodes 392 amino acids. The transcript is spliced from 4 exons. Lineage: Eukaryota; Metazoa; Arthropoda; Insecta; Diptera; Drosophilidae.